Moneuplotes crassus is the source of this 1848-nucleotide messenger RNA. The record is from the annotation of a GenBank genome assembly. Lineage: Eukaryota; Ciliophora; Spirotrichea; Euplotida; Euplotidae.
UUUAUCUUUCAAAAUGAGCAAAGAAAAGACUCUGAAUUGGUUCCAAAAGUCUCUCUCGUGCUUGAACUCUUGGGUAAAAGCUACUGAUAAGUUUGGUGUGCCAGUCAGUCUCAACUUCAGAGGGGAAGACUCCUUUAAGACAACAAUCGGAGGCAUUGUCACUUUGAUUUCUGUGAUCCUCCUUGUGAUGUACACUAUUUCAGAAAUGAGGCAGGUAAUCACAAAAGGAAAAACAAGGAUUAAUAGCAAUAUUGUUUCCAGAAAUUUGCUUGAAAGCAAAGAGACUUAUCAAAUUGCUAAAGAUGGCUUUGUGAUAAGUAUGGUUGGAAAUUCUGAGGAGCUUAAUAUUCCGGCUUACUUCGAAUUCCAAUACAACAACAAAAUUAUUGAGAAAGAGCUUAUCGGAGGACCUGAAAUUAAAAAUGAGGAUGUGGAAUACUCUACAUCUCCUUGUGGAGACAAAUUUGAUAAAUUUAUUGACAAAGAGGCUGCUAGAAGACUCAGAGUUCAUGAAACAUUUUGUCCUAAUUCAAGUGAUUGGAGAAUUGGAGGGUCUCGUACAGGAUAUCAAUUUAGUUAUCUCACUGCUACAAUUCGAAGAUGAUCCAACUCUUUGCCUGGAUUUUGCAAAAAUAUUGAUGAAAUAAAUAAUAAAAUUGGUGAACAAGCUUUUACUGUGGCGACAUCUAAUUAUUACUUCGAUAUUGAUAAUUAUGAGAGUCCGCUUAACAUCACAUUUGAAGAUGAAUUUAGCUUUCCUUUGCUUAACUAUAUGACUGUCGAGAAAACUCUAAAGGUUAGGAUAAAUAAAGCAUACGAUUACACCAGCAUCUGGUAUCCUUCCGAGCCUAAAGAGUAUACGUAUUACUCCAUAGAGUCUGUAAAAGAUUCCCUUCAAGCGGAGAAUGGAAGUGGAGACCUUGCCAGAAUUAAUAUAAUUUUAGACAAAAACUACAACAUUGUUGAGCGAAAAGUCUAUACAUUUUAUGAUAUGCUUGGACAAGUUGGAGGAGUCAUGGGCAUUAUAUACUCUCUUGGCUCUGUUUGAGUGAACAUAUUUUCUGGAAAAAUAUAUAUCAUGACAUUGCUAUCAUACUUUUAUAAAGUGGAAAGAAGGCCUGAUACCCAAAAAGUAUCACCCUCUCAGAAAAUCAGUUCUAUAAAGCUCAAUUCUUUUCAAGAAAAUUUGAGCAAAAAUGAAAUUAAAGAAGAAGACAAGUUUGAUGAUUCGGAAUGUAACAUCAAAGGCAGGACUUUUGAAGACAGCAACUUAAAUAAAAUAUCUCAGCUUAAACACAAGCUGACUUCGCUGCAAUACUAUAAAUAUUCUUGCUGAGAUCUGUUCUACUCCAUUUUCUGUUGCUCAAAAUUUAGACGGAAGAGGUCCGAGGAGACACCUUUGUACAAACAGUAUAAAGAUUAUAGAUGAGGAAAAGAGAAGAUUACUCGAGAGCUUGACUUGAUUUCAAUCGUUGACACGAUGAGAACAGUUCAUGUCCUUUCAAAUAUUAUUCUUGACAAGCAUAAAUAAAGUUCUUGCUCAACACCAACCAAUAAAUUUAUGAUCCUAUACCAGGAAGAAUGCAAAGUCAGAUUAUCCUAAAACUGAAGAGAAAACAGAUCAAGAGAAGAAUAUUGAAAGGCAGUUGGAGGAACUUAAAACUUUAGAAGAAGAAUUAUGGGAAGAUCCUAUCUCACAGGAACUAUAUAACGCUAUAUUCCAAACACAUAAAGACUGAAAAACACGAAAUAUUACCAAAAUAAGUCCUUAAGAGCUCAAUAUCUGAAGAUUUCCAGUUACAGAAAGAAUCAUAAAAUCUCUGCACUAUUUCACAAAUAAAUCGUUCC